UUCUAUAACCGUGCCGUGUUCGAUUUCCUCUCACACCAACAUGAAUGCUCGCAUACGAUUUUUAUUGAAUUACCGAAGUGACCUUUACGCCCGUUUCCCACCAUGCUCACUAUGCCCGUUUCCGUGUUGCUGGUCGUCGUUGUAAGCCUGUUCAACAGUCAGGACGGCGCCAGUCCGGCCUCGGCCGAGCCUCAGGAGACAGCCAGCGGUCCCAACGGCGACGCCAGGGGCAGCCCCGCCGCCUCGCCUUCCCCAGAUCCCGGCAAUGCCAUCCACCAGCCGAAUUUCACCCAGCCUAAUCAGAAAUUUGUGCCUCCCACGGGCGCUUACACCACUGGCAACGCCACCUACUGGUCUAAGUCCAUCCUGCCGGCCCGAGAAAUGUAUCAGCCCGGCGACACCCCUCAAGGUCAAGAGCAGGGUCCAUUCAAUGCGGCGGCCGACAAGCCGAAAGACGCCCGCGUGCCUAUCCACCAAGCCAACAUCCCGACGUCCGUUCCGCUGGUGCAUUCCCGCGACACCUUCCAGUGGCCGGACUUCGAUAACUACAGCCCGGAGGAAGAUUACGUAUUCCACUAUAAACAGCUGGAGGAUGCUAUUUCGAAGGCGACUACGGCGGACUACGUGGCGGACUACGUGGAUCUGCCGGAUGUGGAGCCGAGUGAGAUCUAUGUGCCGAUGGUGAAUACUAAGAUUAAGCACGGAAAAAAGCCACCGGUGGCCUAUGCUCUAUCUGUGGCCAACAUCACGGAUGCGUGCAUAACCGGAAAUCGUCGACGGUAGCGCCACAUCUCUGCUUUUUGACUUCAUCCUGCAGGACGGCAACCAGCUGGACCUCGAAGGCUUCGAGGUGAAGUACGCGUUUGAUGGACAGCCCUUCGAGCACGCUGCCACUCGCUUCCUGGGCCGUUUCUCGCCCUACAUUAUCACCGGACUGCAGCCCAGACAACGCUACCGGUUCCGUGUUAAUACUCGUGUCAGCGGCGGCGGUGAUUCCACGCAAGCCUGCGGCCCCGAAUUUAUCAUUAACAUGCCGGAAGUGGGCGCGCUGCUGGCACCAAAGGUUGCGCAGUCCAAUUUGGUGUCAUUCGAGCUGCAGUGGGAGCCGUCCGAUAAGGAUGAGGCCAUCGGCCACUACCGCCUUGAUUACUGGAUGGUAAGCGGCAUUUGCCGAAGCAACGGAAGGGUAACAGCGGCUGCAGUAUUUUAUCCAAUAACAAAACAUAUUUCUAAAACGUUUUAUAUAUCAUUCUUUAUACAUUUUUAUAUUAAUUCUAUGCGUUUAUCGUUAAAAUAACAAUAAUAUUAUUAAUUCUUGUCGAUUUUAAAAUCUUUCGAUUAUCAGUUAUUGGCAAUUGCGCGAAUUCAAAAACCGUCUAGCAACAGCUAAAUUUACUAUUAUUAUCAAAGUAAAUAGAAGCGAAACAAUUUAUAAUACAAUUAUAAAAAAUAAACUGUAAUAAAUAAUUUGGUUGAUAAUAAAUAAUUUUAUUGAUCGAAGUUCUUAUUAUAACUCCAAUUCGGUUUUUUAACCAUGCACUCCGUAGUUGUAAAGAACAAUUAUGCGGAAAUUCUAACCCUGUUUAUAAUUUUUUACAGAAUAAUUAAAGAUUUAAAUAGAGUUUAGGCUUGUAAAUAAAGCAUGUAUAAUGCUUAUUUUACUCACAUAACAGGGUAAAAGACAACCUCGGUGAAAUAUGAAUUGGAAAAUGGAAUAAAUUGUAUGCCAGUUUAAAACAAAUUUUUAAAAAUUGCUUGGUGCAGUUCUCGUGCCCAGAGUCCCCGUUUCGGUGAAGUGCCGGUGCGCCACCAUGCGAUAGUGGAUGGCUCUAAGAACUCCCGCAAUCUGACGUCGCUACAACCCUGCCAAAAAUAUCAAGUGGAGAUCUUGCCGCGCCGCAAACCCAAGGGACGCACUAACGGCCGCAACACCGAUGGCGGCGGUGUAAACGCCAAGAAGGCCGCCCCGGCGUCCCGCACCCCGACAUCAUGAAGCUGAACUUCACCACGGAUUGCGGGAUGGUCACUGGAAGUGUGGAGAGCCCUAGAUUUACCUUGUGAUUGCAAGCAAAUACGCCGGCGCGGAGCUAUUGCAAAAUAGUCGUAUAUUGAUGGACGUUUUCUGUGUGUGGUUUGUACUGUAUUCGUAUAAGACGCUCGUUUCCUCUUAUAAUGUCAUCUUUUUUCCAAAACCCGCUUUUUGGCUCGCUUUUGGCGGUUCAUUUCAUGGUCGUGGUCUUGUAUGUUUUGUCUUGACAGUCUUUAUAUAGUGCCUAUUUAAUAAUUAAGCCAAACUGAAUGAUCAAAGAUAAACAGCA
Messenger RNA from Paramacrobiotus metropolitanus, 2318 nucleotides. RefSeq lists its product as uncharacterized. The coding region runs from base 103 to 783 and encodes 226 amino acids. The transcript is spliced from 5 exons. The record is from RefSeq and is a predicted model, not a curated record. Lineage: Eukaryota; Metazoa; Tardigrada; Eutardigrada; Parachela; Macrobiotidae.